Echinostoma caproni is the source of this 339-nucleotide messenger RNA. The record is from the annotation of a GenBank genome assembly. Lineage: Eukaryota; Metazoa; Platyhelminthes; Trematoda; Plagiorchiida; Echinostomatidae.
UCUGUCAUUUCGACUGCGCAACAGCACGAGUUACUCAUCACUCGGUUGCGUGGACUUUGUCACGAAUGGACUGAGUUCUGUGACCAAGAAGUUGUUCUACAAAUGGGUGGAGAUGAUAGGGCGGACAGUGUGGCUGCAGCUGUUGCCUCUCGAACGGCAGCAAAUAGUUCCGCCGCGGCUGGUGUUUUGGCUUCUACGGGUCAGGUUGGCGGAAAAGUGGUUGUACGCGUUCGGAAAAGUCUGAAUGCGGAACGACGGCUGUCCUAUGUGCGGUAUUUGGGUGCGGUUGAGACAGACAAAUUGGUGAGUGCAAUGAAUGCACCCAUGGCUUUUUACUAA